Messenger RNA from Solanum stenotomum, 420 nucleotides. RefSeq names its product F-box protein PP2-B5-like. The coding region runs from base 1 to 420 and encodes 139 amino acids. The record is from RefSeq and is a predicted model, not a curated record. The transcript is spliced from 3 exons. NCBI's taxonomy places the organism in Eukaryota, Viridiplantae, Streptophyta, Magnoliopsida, Solanales, Solanaceae.
AUGGCAGGGUCUAGUGGAACCGAUGUUGUUGUUACUUUAGGCACUGAUGCCCAGCAUCAGAGUGUUGCACCGGGCAUUGAUUUCCCGACAAAUGAAGCGACUGUAUUUUUUGAAGUGACGUAUCUUAUCAUUGGGAAUCAAUUGGAUAUUCGUGGAACAAUAGACACAAAAAUGUUGUCACAAAAGACAGAAUAUAAUGCUUAUUUGGUGUUCAAGUUGGCCAACACUAUGCACCUUCCAAGAUUGCAAGAAAGUGGGAAUAUCCAAAAAAUGAGAGGAGAUGGAUGGAUGGAAGUAAAAUUGGAAUAUUUUGAUAGCAAGAAAGGCACUGACGGUCCUGUUGAAGCGAGACUGUUUGAGAUGAGUCAUAUUUACCAAGGUGGACUUAUUGUUGAAGGAGUCGAGUUUCGUCCAAAAUGA